Scomber japonicus (chub mackerel) is the source of this 1791-nucleotide messenger RNA. RefSeq names its product synaptojanin 2 binding protein (gene synj2bp). Gene Ontology annotation, molecular function: protein binding. Lineage: Eukaryota; Metazoa; Chordata; Actinopteri; Scombriformes; Scombridae. The transcript is spliced from 4 exons. The record is from RefSeq and is a predicted model, not a curated record. Bases 204 to 644 code for a protein of 146 amino acids.
GGUCAGCCUGCAGUUCCGUGUCCUUCCAUCAGGGGGCAGCACAACCACAACCCUCCGUCCGUCUGAGCCCGAAAGGAAGCAAAUCGAAACUCUUCAAUGAGUUCACCUUCAGAUAAAUAGUUUCUCUCCCCCUCCACCAUCUCAUCCUCCUUCUCCUUUUCCUUCUCCUGAACACUUAAUCGUCUUGACAUUAUAAAAUAAUCAUGAAUGGCUCUGUGCACUCCUCGCCCAACGUGGUGGACAUCAAGCUGAAGCGAGGACCAGCAGGCUUGGGCUUCAACAUAGUUGGUGGUGUGGACCAGCAGUACGUGGUGAACGACAGCGGCAUAUAUGUGUCCAAAAUAAAAGAAGAUGGAGCAGCGGGACUGGAUGGAAGACUUGAAGAGGGGGACAAGAUCCUGGAGAUCAACGGAGUGAAGCUGGAGAAUCAGACACAUCGAUCUGCAGUGGAGUUCUUCAGGACAGCGGGGGAAGACGUGCUGCUCCGUGUUCAGAAAAAGUCGCCUCAUCACAUGAACGGACCCACAGGCUCGCAGCCGGAGCACAAUUCUUCAGCGCCUGCUCUGGGAGUGCUGGCUAUGUUAGCGGGAGCUGCCGCCAUCCUCGGAUUCUUGUACAUGCGACACCACAGGAAGCCCUUUUAACCACGCCGACAUCGUCUGUAUAUUAUUUUUAAGAUCAAAAACUUUGCUUAAGGCCAAAGAAGUGAAGAGGGAACAAACUCUAAAACAGUAGAACCUUUAUUUUUGUUUUUGUUUUUUUUGAUUAGUAGGUGUCGGUGUCACUGAUAAGGUUCUCCAUGUUCAUGUGUAUUAUAUGAUUAAUGGUAGCUUCUUGACACCCCUUGCUAUGCAAACGGAUGCUCUCUUACCACAGAGAUUAGUUUUAAUAGAUAUUAUGUGAUGGUAAAGAGAAGGAGACGGAUGUACACUUGACAUUCCUGCUGCUGGGCUGACAUACAUACACACACACACACACACACACACACACACACACACACACACACACACAGACACAGACACACACACACACACACACACACAGACACACACACACACAUACAUACAUACAGAGGUUGUAUGCGAGGUCCAGUCAGACUGCUUCAGGGUCCACUUACAAACUGAAAGACAGUGUUGUGUUCAGUCCUUCGUAGGCCUCUCUGGACCCCCGUCACUGAAUGGGGUAUCUGUUUUAGGGGGGCGACGUGAGAGGAACCUACUGUAUUUUCAGUUUCUCGGUUUUCAAAACAUGUAUUUGACCAGAGGGGUUGAUUUUCAUUUUGUGAGUGUGAGACUGAGCCGUGGGUAAAAAAAUGACAUAUCGUAUCGUAAUGGACUUCUGAGUGCCUUUUGUAUCGACUGCAAGUGAUGCUGCUGUUUCGGUUCUCGUUGCUCCUUUGUCAUGAUCAAAAUGAGAAUCAACCCAUUAUGUCCAUUAAUAUGUUAAAUUAAAGGAGAAGGCUGACGUUGCUUGCUGUCAACAAAUCCAAUGAAAUAUUCAAUACUUUCUUACUUCCCGACUUAAGCCCGUUGAUUCUUACUAAAGAAGUAAAUCUUUAAAAGGGACAUAUGCACUUUUCCAGGCAUGUAUUUUUAAUCCAGGGGUCUACUGAAAUAUCUCUACAUGAUUUACAGUCCCAAGAUCUUCAUUAUUUAACUUAUACUGACCUUUUAUGCAGCCUUCUCUUUAUAAUUAACCCUUUCUGUUCUGAUUGGUUACACAAACAAGCUGUAGUGGGAAGAUUAUGUCAACUUCUCAAGCUGAAAUCUGAUCCACAGCUCAUGGGGGAAA